Molecule: messenger RNA, 801 nt
Organism: Lathyrus oleraceus (garden pea)
Lineage: Eukaryota; Viridiplantae; Streptophyta; Magnoliopsida; Fabales; Fabaceae
Exons: 1
Coding region: 1-801 (266 amino acids)
Source: RefSeq, a predicted model, not a curated record
AUGCGCAAUAAUCAUAAAUUGCUCAUGGAUCAGUUGGAGCAGAAUCAGGCUGCUAUGAGGGAGGAUAUGACCACUGUGAAGGCUCAGAUGGGUCAUCUCGUUGAAGCCCUACAAGCUCUGGCUAGGAGACAAGAGGAAAUGCGUCAGGCUAAUCUGAGAGCCUCUACUGCCAACCCAAUUGUUGUGACUAUACCGGUGAAUCCACCAGGAGAAGCUAGUACGCCUGCUGUAGCUCAUGCACCUCCCGAAAGAGGUAUGGUGUAUAAAAAUGCUAAUCAGACAUUCAAUAUCCCCGCCAAUGAGAGAUUCCAACCUGAGAUUGACGAUCAGCAGGAUGCUUUCUUCACUACAAAGGCUGACUCAGUUUAUGAAGCUUUUGGUCCUUCUCCUGCUGACCUCGAAAGGAGAUUUCAAAUGAUGGAGGAGAGAUUCAAGGCAAUGCAAGGUCCUGAUACCUUUAGGUUGAAUGCUGCCGACAUGUGCCUAGUGCCAGACGUGAAAAUUCCUCCCAAGUUCAAAGUCCCGAGCUUUGAAAAGUAUCAAGGGGUCACUUGUCUAAAGACCCACAUCCGAGCUUUCUGUAGAAAGAUGGCCGCUCAUUCUAAUGACGAGAAAUUCUUAAUGCACUUUUUCCAGGACAAUCUUAGUGGAACUUCUCUGGAAUGGUAUAUGCAGCUCGAGCGCACGCAUAUACGAACCUGGAGGGAACUUGCUGAAGCCUUCUUGAAGCAUUAUCAGUAUAACUCAGACAUGGCUCCCAAUCAGACUCAGCUCCAAAGCCUCUCUCAAAAGCCAUAUUAA